Messenger RNA from Leucoraja erinaceus (little skate), 5415 nucleotides. RefSeq names its product protein BCAP-like. The transcript is spliced from 19 exons. Gene Ontology annotation, cellular component: ciliary basal body; centrosome. NCBI's taxonomy places the organism in Eukaryota, Metazoa, Chordata, Chondrichthyes, Rajiformes, Rajidae. Gene Ontology annotation, biological process: negative regulation of cilium assembly. Bases 249 to 2552 code for a protein of 767 amino acids. The record is from RefSeq and is a predicted model, not a curated record.
CCCAUUCCCACCCCCUACCCACCUCUCUCAUUCCAUCCCUCCCCUCCUUGGGUCAGUCGCUGCCUUGAGGCAGACAGACAAGCCCCGGCCCCUCUACACAGCCCCGCCCGGGCUCAGCUCCGCCCCGUGUCGCGGGCUCUCUCUCCAUCAGCCGCGGCGCCAGGCAACAGGCGGCCGCUGGCAAACACCCGUCUCCCGGGACGCGGCUCCGAGCCCGCCAGGCAAGGGCAGAGGCACGGGGGGGAAGAAUGAAAUCAAGAUCAUCUUUACCGGCAGUCAAAAUUUAUCUGAGUGAAGCUACUCCUGUUUGUGUUUAUAUUCAAAAACCUAAAUUGCUGCCCUCUAUUGUGGAAAGACCAGAUCGACCUCUUGAAACCACCUUCGACAAGAUAGAAAAUGAGCAAAUGAAUCAGUCUGGGCACCAGGUUGACAGAGUCAUGAAAGACCUGAAACAACUGAAAAACAAACUGAACACAUCAGGUGAACAGUUGGCGGAAGAUUUGAUUGACUCGGCUAAAUCGAAAUGCCCGGACGAAGAUCUUGAAGCUAAACAGUCGUGGGAACUUUCCAGAACAAUCUAUAGACAUGGAGAUAUCUGGGAGAGCUUUGGAAAGCUACAGAAAGAACAGAAUCUGAAUCGGAAGGAAAAUGAAAGUCUUACUGAAGAGAACAAGCUGGUGGUGGCACUGAAAGAAGCUGAAACAGCAUCCAUCGCUGCAGAAAACCAAGUGGCAACGCUAAAAAAUUCCAUUGUAGAAUUAAUCCAGCCACGUAUGGAUUGUACCAACACACAGAUGGAAGGCUUGACUCAGAAGUUGACAAGAAGUGAAUCAAAAACGAUCCAUUUAAAAGAUAAACUCAUAGAAGCGGAGAGAAAUGCUAAAGAAGCCUUAGAGGUCCGCCAGAAAGAAAAGGAUAACUCGCUCUUUGCAAAGCAGCUUUCAAAAUCUGUUGAAGAAACAAGAGCACGUCUACAGAGCCAGCUUAGGAAUAAAGAAGCUGAGAGUGACAGAUUGUUAGCGCAAACACUUAGAUCUGAGAGGACAAUAAUUGGCCAGCAGUUGCAGAUUGAGUGCCUCCAGACACGGUUGUCAACUGCGAAGGAAAAGGCCAAAGAGGACAAAAUUGUUUUAAAGAAGGCAACACGAACUCAAAAAAGAAGAGCGGAGAGAUUUGAAGCUACUGUAGAAAGCCUUCAUUCUCAGAUGAAAGACAAGGAACUGAAGUUAUUCGAGGCACAUAGGACCGUUGAUACCUGGAGCAAACAGUACAGUGCUGCAGUUGACAGCAAGGCCCAAUUAGAAACUAAAAUUAUCUCACUCUCCAGGAGGGUGGAUGCCGUAAAGGAGCAGCUUACGAAAGGCACAGAAAGAGCCAAAUUGACAAGCCACAACCUUCUGGACAAAAUGCAUGCCACCAGUUUGGAAACGGCCAGUCUCCAAAUGGAAAAUGCACAACUAAAGGCCUCGCUAACAGCUUUGGAAGAGAGAGCAGUAAUAACAGCAACAGAACUGAUGCAGCUCCAAGCUAAAGCCAAACAACUGGAGGAGGCUGUUGUGCAAUACGAAACUCAGGCAUCAGCCGAUGAAUUGAAGGCUGAUCUUGAAAAGGCUGCAGUAGUAAGCAGGCGGAUAAGAGAUAUGGGAGAUACAGAAAAAGCCUCGCUAACAGCUUUGGAAGAGAGAGCAGUAAUAACAGCAACAGAACUGAUGCAGCUCCAAGCCAAAGCCAAAGCCAAACAACUGGAGGAGGCUGUUGUGCAAUACGAAACUCGGGCAUCAGCCGAUGAAUUGAAGGCUGAUCUUGAAAAGGCUGCAGUAGAAAGUAUGUGGAUAAGAGAUAUGGGAGAUACAGAAAAAUCCAGCUACCAGAGCUACAGCGGGAAAUCCUCUUCGGAAACACUGGACUCCUUGAGGGAAGAGAAGCACACGUUACAGAAGGCCUUGGAUGUUCUCUCUUGGAAACUAAAGGAGGUUGACAUACAAAACCAAGAGCUGACCGAGACAAUAGUGAAACGAGAAGAAGAGGUUUCACUGAGCAACGGCCAACUGCAAACACGGUCCAUGGAGUCUGCGGCGUUGAGUCGGCAGCUGGAAGCUGCAUUGCAGGACGUCAGUAAAAAGGUCGCGGAGGUGAAAGAACAGGCCUUAGCCAGGGAGCGAGCUUUUCAGAACAGGAUCCUUGGACUAGAAUCAGAGUUAAAUCGGAAGACAAAAGACCUGAAACAGAUUCAACAGAACAAGGAGUGGUCUGACGGGAUCCAUAAGACGCGUCUUCAGGAGUUGAAGCUCAGCCUCGAACAAUCUGAGAAUCAGAAUCGUAGCAUCCAGAACUACAUUGAGUUUCUCAAGACGUCCUACACAGCCAUGUUCGGCGAGAGUGCAGCAGCAGAAUUUCACACCGAGCCGAUGUUAAGAUUCGACAAUGUUUCCACGAAUGUCUUAGGUUGGACACAGUGUCUUCAGCCCACUGAGUCCACGCCAACCAAUGAUCACCCGCACACUAGUUCUAUCCUACUACACACUUGGGAGAAUUUUACAGAAGCUAAUUAACCUACAAACCUGCACUCCUUUGGAAUGUGAGAGGAAACCGGAGCACCCAGAGGAAACCCACGCAGGUCAUAGGGAGAAGGUACAAACUCUGUACGGACAGCACCCGUCGGUCAGGAUCGAACUCAAGUCUGUGGCGCUGUGUGAGGCAGCAACUCUACCGCUGCGCCACCGUGCCGCCAUCUACAUAAUGAUACAUCUGCUACAACUAAGUGCUAAGACAAUCUUACCAGAUAUCUCAAAAACUGGUUUAUUUAAGAUCAUGGAAACUAUGUAAUGACAAUCAAACUGCUGUAUAAUGUGAAGAUUCCAGUUUAUGAAAUGAAUACCUUGAAUUUUUUAAUAUUUUGAAAUUGAUUGCAGUAAUUUAUUUUAAUAGAUUUCUAUAAUUUAUUUUUGUUUUUUCAUAAUUUUAUUUAUUUGUUUUCCACAAAAACAAAUUGCCCCUUAGCUAUCACUGGGAUAAUAUUCUCGGUAAAUAACUCGUAUCGUGCUUUUAAAUUUAUGUGCUAAAAUAAUUCUGUACAUUGUUUGCAAUAUAUUUGACGUACAAUCUUUAGUGAACUCGUGAGCUGAGUGAUAUAUUUGACUCAUUUUAUUGCAUUUUUAUAUUGGACAAUUGUGCCCUUUGCCUGUCUUUGAGUGGGUUGACAAUUAAACAUGAUGGUCACGAGGAAAUUCAGAAUCUCUCUGAGGAUCCUUCAAUCCUUCUACUCUGGUGCUGUAGGAAGCAUCCUGUCCGGUAACAUCUCAAUCUAGUUUGGCAACAGCUCUGCCCAGGACAGGAAGGCUCUGCAGAGAGUAGUGCUUUCGGCCGAACGCACCACGGGAACUACACUCCCCCCCCCCCCCCCCCUGCAGGAACAAUACAUCAGAAGGUGCAGUUCUAGAGCCAGCAAGUUCAUGAAGGACCCCUACCACCCCAGCAACGGACUGUUCCAGCUGCUACGGUCAGGCAAACGCCUCCGCUGUCACGCUGCGAAAACAGAGAAGAUGAGACGGAGUUUCUCCUGCAGGCCGUCAGGGCUGUAAACACUGAUCUCACCGAGGCGUAAAUAGAGUUGUGUCUUUUUUUUAAAUGUAAAUACUGGUUCUGUUCUGUUGUUUUGCACAAUCCCACAGGCAUUGCCACUUUCAUUUCACUGUACAUCUUGUAUGUGUGUGUGACAAAUAAAGUUGACUUGACUUGAAUAGUCCUGACCCGAAACGACCCAGCGCUAUGAUUUUAUUUCUCAAACUUCAAGUAACCCCUACAUCCCCUCUCUCUCUCUCUCUCUCUCUGUCCUGCCCCCACCUUAGUCGCCAAACUAGUUUACCUGUCUGUAUAACUCGUUAUCGCCUGCCCCAAAGCCAACAAUGGACCAUUGUGGGCUCCACCUUUCAUAGAUUGCUUUUUGCAUAUCUUUCACACAUUUGCUCUGUAUCUCUAAAUAACAAUCUGUAUCUCGUUUCCCUCUCCCCUGACUCUCAGUCUGAAGAAGGAUCUCGACCUGGAACUUCACCUAUUCAUUUUCUCCAGAGAUGCUGCCUGACCCGCUGAGUUACUCCUGCGCUUUGUGUCUAGCUUUGGUAUAAACCAGUACCUGCAGUUCCUUCUUACAGAAGGAAUGGAAGUGUUCUUCACAUGCAUCUUUUAGAGACGCACAGAGAAGGGCCAGCAGAGCGGUGCAGCAGUCGAGUUGUGGGUUCAAUCCUGCCUACGGGUGCUGUCUGUCGGGUGUUUUAUGUUCUCCCUAUGACCGCGUGGGUUUUCUCUUUAUGCAGAGGAAGGCCCAGGAUCCACAAAUUGAUCAAUGGUGGAAAACUUCAAAUUAGAGUCAGUGAUACAGUGUGGAAACAUGCCAUUCGGCCCAACUUGCCCACACCCCACCAACAUGUCCCAGCUACACUAGUCCCACCUGCUUGCGCCUGGCCCUUAUACCUCCAAACCUGUCCUACCCAUGUACCUGUCUAACGGUGUCUUAAACGUUGGGAUUGUCCCUGCCUCAACUACCUCAUCUGUCAGCUUGUUCCGUACAUCCACCACCCUUUGUGUGAAGAUGUUCCCUCUCAGAUUCCUAUUAAAUCUUUUCCCCUUCACUUUAAACCUAUGACAACUUGUCCUCGAUUCACCUACUCUGGGCAAGAGACUCUGUGCAUCUACCUGUUGAAUUCCACUCAUAAUUUUAUACACCUCUAUAAGAUCACCCCUCAUCCUCCUGCGCUCCAAGGAAUAGAGUCCCAGCCUACUCAACCUCUCCCUAUGGCUCAGACCCUCUCGUCCUGGCAACAUCCUCGUAAAUCUUCUCUAUACCCUUUCCAGCUUGACAACAUAUUUUCAACAUUUCAACAUGGUGCCCAGAACUGAACACAAUAUUCUAAAUGCAGCCUCACCAAUAUCUUAUACAACUGUAACAUGUAACAUGACCAGGGGAAAUCCUUUAAAACUGAGAUGAGAAGAACUUUUUUCACGCAGAGUGGUGAAUCUCUGGAACUCUCUGCCACAGAGGGUAGUUGAGGCCACUUCAUUGGCUAUAUUUAAGAGGGAGUUAGAUGUGGCCCUUGUGGCUAAGGGGAUCAGGGGGUAUGGAGAGAAGGCAGGUACGGGAUACUGAGUUGGAUGAUCAGCCAUGAUCAUAUUGAAUGGCGGUGCAGGCUCGAAGGGCCGAAUGGCCUACUCCUGCACCUAAUUUCUAUGUUUCUAUGUUUCUAUGACCUCCCAACUUCUAUACUCAUCGUCUGACUGAUGAAGGCCAAUGUGCCAAAUUCCUGGGCAUGCAAUUCUCUGAAGAUCUGUCCUGGACCCAGCACAUUAUUGCAGUCAUAAAGAAUGCCCAUCAAUGCUUCUCCUUCCAUACAAGAUUGAGGAGAUUCGGUAUGUCAACAA